AUGGCCUUGGCGGGGGCGGCUGCACUGCCGCGGCUGUGGGCGCUGCUGCUCCACUUCCUCGCCGUCGCGACCUGCCUCGAUGUUCCUUCCCGCGGGUGCUAUUGGACUGGGUGCCAAAGCAAAUGGUUUGGAGUAUGCGCUGCUCGCCACUUCUUGGAUUCUCAGUCAGAUGAUUGUGGUGGUCUUUGCAUGGAGUCGAAAAGCCCUCCAUGCCUUCCACUCCACACACAUUUCUAUUGUUGCAAACCAGGAAUCCCAAAGGUAACAAACAAGUGUGGACACUGCAAGAGCAAGCUGGAUUUUGGCAAAGAGUUUAUAUGCUGCUCAGAUUGCUCUGAUCCAACCAUUAUGGACAAGAAUAGCAAACUGGGUUACUGCAAAAGUGGUGCUAACUUAACAAUGCAAUUAAAACCACAAGAAACUUUUCACUGGGUUGCUGGCCCGUGGAUGACAUGCUCCUCUCCAUGUGAUGGUGGUAUUCGAUAUCGUGAUGUUGCUUGUUAUGGAAAUUUGGAUGAUAACACAAUCAAACACUACCCUGUGGAUGAUGCUAGCUGUUCAGCAGAUGAAAUGCCUGCAAGACAGGAGGCCUGUAAUCAGCAGAGUUGUAGUGAUCCUGAGAUGACACAGUCAGUGAAUCCCAAGAAAAGUGGAAUGUCUGGUUGGUUGGUAGCAUUGGUUGUUAUCCUAGGUCUCAGUGCAGCUGUUGGCAUUGCAUUUACCAGCUACACUUACUAUGUGAGUUUUGAGGGUGCAGCCAUGGCUGAAAUCGAAACUAUCUCCAGCCUCGCCGAGGCCGGCGAUGUCCUGGAAAACAGGGGGAUCAAUUCUGUUCAAGGGAACAAUCAGGUUCAAUUUGGUCUAGACGAGCGGACAUCCCUCGUAGCUGCAACAAAAGUCAAGGCGAGGACCCGUCCUGGAAGGCUCGGAUUCAGGUUGGUAAACCCUGAACUCAUGGACUGCAAGUUUCAAACAAAGGCCGAGCUGGACGAGGCCUACGAGCGGAUGUUCACAGAGUGCAUGAGUGAGUGUGACCAACAGCUAGUCCCUCUGGAAGCCCACAUCGCCGAACUGAAGAGACUGUUGGCCCAACCUGACAACGAGAUUGAAAAUACCAGAACCGAUAUUAUGCAGAGGAACCGAGGAUUGCAGCAGGUGCUAUAUCUCCAUCCACCGUUUCCAUUGUAUCCUGAGUACGAGUAUCAUCCCCCUCCGCAACCGCGAAUACCGUACCAACCAGCAUACACCACUGAUCAAGAAAGAGAUGAUGCAAUAUCUCGAGACCGCCGUGCUCAGAGAGCGUGGUGGCGUACCAACCUUACUCUGCUGGAGACUAAGAAAAGGAUCUUGGAAGGGAAAAGAAUAGACCUGGAGAGAGGGCUGAAGUCUGAAUUAAAGAAAGCUUUAGAGAGUCAAUCUGACCUGGGGGUAGGUUAUACCAACUACCAUUUUCGCCAUUGA
Molecule: messenger RNA, 1461 nt
Organism: Miscanthus lutarioriparius
Lineage: Eukaryota; Viridiplantae; Streptophyta; Magnoliopsida; Poales; Poaceae
Source: the annotation of a GenBank genome assembly